Perca fluviatilis (European perch) is the source of this 718-nucleotide messenger RNA. RefSeq names its product triadin-like. The transcript has 6 exons. NCBI's taxonomy places the organism in Eukaryota, Metazoa, Chordata, Actinopteri, Perciformes, Percidae. Gene Ontology annotation, molecular function: signaling receptor binding. The record is from RefSeq and is a predicted model, not a curated record. Gene Ontology annotation, cellular component: membrane; sarcoplasmic reticulum. Bases 35 to 496 code for a protein of 153 amino acids.
GAAGGCACUCUGGGCCAUUCAGCUCUCUUCACCAAUGAGCAGUCAAGCCAACGGCAGGGAGGCGGUCCCUCCAGCUCAGACCAAUCAGAAGACAUUUUUGGAUGAUGUCAUUUUGACCUUUAGUUCACCGAUGGCCUGGCUGCUGGUUGUGGCUCUGGUCAUCACAUGGUCGGGAGUCGCCAUUGUUCUUUUUGAUUUGCUCGACUAUAAAACUCUGACAGAGUACACAUCAUACUGUGACGACCCCGUGUGUUUAUCUUCUGGUCUCCCUCCUCCGUCUGCCAUCGCUAAGAGAGGUUUGAAGGUUAAAGGUGGUUUUCGUCCAAUAAAAUCAAGCCCUGCUGGAGUCCCAGUUGAUGUCACGGCUCAGGAGAGCACCGAUUGGUUGGAGAUGAUAUGGACUUUUGCAGCCAGUUUGGUAGCUCCUGAUGAGGAGGAGGAAGGUAUUCACCAGCUAACUGAAACCAUCACAUCUUUCCACUCCGAGGAGCUCUGAACAAGAGGAGCGUGGAGGAAGGACAAUAAUUGACGAGUACUGUAUGAAGAGCCGGAAAAAGGAAGAGAGAGCCAAAAGAGAGGAGUGUCUGACUUAAGUGGAAGGGAGGAUGUAAAGAACUGGAGGAGGAAGAGAAUGUACAGUUUGUCACAGUUAUGUUUCUUUAUGUCUGUCGUUGCUAACUGGAAUGUGAUCAAUAAAAACUGACCAUUUAAAAACGUA